CAACUGGACCAGCAAAAGGUUAAGAUGUUUCAAAUCAUCUCCGUGAUAGUUUUGCUGAAUUUAAGCACAGUGUUGUGUGAUACAAGUGCUACAUUGGCCCCCCUACUAAGUCAUGACGAAGUGCAUGGAUUUCCUUUUGAAAUGAUCAUGACAAGACUGCAGCAGUUGGAGCACCACAUCAUUGAAAAGGAUCUACAAUCUGAUGCAAGGAUCACCAGCCUUGUUAGCGCAGUGGAUAAUCUCGUUGUGUCAGUCGACAGGCUGAAUUGGGUAGCACAGCAAAGUGCUCGUACGAUCAAUGAGCUAGGUUUCAACGGAAAAGUAAUUGCACAGAAUCUUACCGCCUUGCAACGAGAUGUGAGAGAUCUGCUGGCAAGACAGCAAACGCUUAUCACACGCCAAGAGCUCAGCCAACUCGCUCUACAAGGACGAUGCAACGCCACGUUCAAUGGAGCUGGAAGAAAAUAUACAUCCUGCAAGACAUUACCAUUCCGCACGUCCGGAGUGUAUCAGAUUCAUCCGGAAAAAUCGUUCAAAGAACCGAUGACGGUGUUGUGCGAUCAAGAGUACGAUUCCGGUGGCUGGGUAGUCAUUCAGCACCGUUUCGAUGGAUCGACCAAUUUCUAUCGUGAUUGGAAGGAGUACAAGAAUGGGUUUGGUGAUCUAGAGGGUGAGUUUUGGCUUGGACUUGAUCGUAUUCAUCAGCUGACCACUUCGAAGCCACAUGAGCUGGUGGUGCUUUUGGAGGACUUUGAUGGUAACAAGACGUUCGCCAAGUACAAUCUGUUCGAGAUCGGAGGAGAAAGUCAACAAUACACGAUGACCAAGCUAUCAGGUUUCACGGGAACCGCCGGAGAUUCCUUAAGCGAUAAGCUAGGAAAGAAAUUUACAACUCUCGAUGCAGACAAUGAUACUUGGGACAAAAACUGUGCCGUCGAAUAUACCGGCGCUUGGUGGUACACGGCGUGCCAUGGCAGUAAUUUGAAUGGCCUGUAUCUACGCGGAGAGACGAAGAUAUUUGCCAAGGGAAUGGUGUGGAAGGCUUUCCGAGGAUAUCAUCACUCUUUAAAAUCCUCAAAAAUGAUGAUUAGACCUACCUCUUAGUGAAGUUGAUCAGAGCCACGUGCGCUUAUAGGCGAUUUGGUGACAGCCUAUUUUUAGACAGAUAAUUUAAAUGCCACGAACGAUAAAUGAAUUAAAUAAUGGACUACCAAAUAAAAGAUCUAUUACAAUAAAAAAAACUGAAUCCAUUCGCA
Anopheles aquasalis is the source of this 1256-nucleotide messenger RNA. Its product is annotated as ficolin-2-like. The record is from RefSeq and is a predicted model, not a curated record. NCBI's taxonomy places the organism in Eukaryota, Metazoa, Arthropoda, Insecta, Diptera, Culicidae.